Brachypodium distachyon (stiff brome) is the source of this 1744-nucleotide messenger RNA. RefSeq lists its product as uncharacterized. The record is from RefSeq and is a predicted model, not a curated record. Bases 325 to 1641 code for a protein of 438 amino acids. NCBI's taxonomy places the organism in Eukaryota, Viridiplantae, Streptophyta, Magnoliopsida, Poales, Poaceae. The transcript has a single exon.
UCUUCCUGAAACAAACUAGCCAUCCUUAAUCUUUUCUUCUUAACGGAAACUUAGAAUUUCUCCCAUGUUCCUAAAUAGGAGUUAAACACCAGCCUCAUCUUCUCAUGGCACCCAAUUUAGACUCCCAUUUCCCCGCCACACAUUUACGGGAACCUGCGAAUUCACGCAUGCAUCGCCCUCUUUUAUCCUCUGCUUCCUCCACAUGCCUCAAAGUUUAGCGCAUUUCCAACCGCAGCACCAUUAUGGUCUUGCUCCGAUCGCCGAGCAACAAUUCAAGAAUCGAGCUUAAUCCAUCCAUCCAGUAGGCAGGCGGGAAGGGAAGGGAUGCAGGAGACCCGGCCGGACAUGGAGCAGCAGAUCGCGGAGCUCCGGGGCGAGCUGCGCAAGGUGCGCGAGGAGCGCGACCGCGCGCACCGCGUCCUUGAGGUGACUGAGUGGAAGGCGCUGGCGUCGGCCAACGACCGCACGACGAUCGAGACGCUGGAGGCCCAGCUGGACGCGUCGCGGGAGUCCGAGACGCGGAUGCUGGAGUCGCUGUCGCUGCAGACGAAGCAGCUUGAGAUCACCAAGAUCGAGCUCGAGGAAGCCCGUCUCGAGGUGGCCUCGAUGCAGGAGACCGUGCAGCGGCUCGAGGCUGCCGCCCCCGCCGUGGCCAAGCCCAGGAGCCGGUACGAGCGCGACCUGCAGCGCGUGAGCGGCGAGCUGCGCGUGGCGCUGGCCGCGGAGGAGAAGAGCAGGCGCGCCAUGGAGGAGCUCGUCCUGGCGCUCAAGGAGGUGAACGCGGAGCUCCACGCGACGCGGCAGCAGACGGCGCGCGCGCGGCACGAGGCCGAGACGGCCAGGCUCGAGUCCGACCGGCUGCACGUCUCCGUCAAGCGGAAGGACGACAAGAUCCGGGCGCUGUCGGACGAGGUUGUCAGGCUGCGUGCCGACGCCGAGGAGUCCUUCGCGGCGUGGAGGGGCAAGGAGGCCGGGUUCACGGCGUGCAUGAAGUCCACGGAGGCCGAGCUCGCCGAGUGCCGGCGCGAGAACGCGCGGCUCCUGAGCUCGCAGCGCGCGGGGAGGAACGAGGUGGCCAAGCUCAGGGACAUCCUGAAGCAGGCCGUCAAGGACACCAAGUUCGUCAAGGAGGCCCUGGAGGAAGCCCGGAGCGAGAACGCGUUGCUCAAGGAGGUCGUCGGGAACAAGGACAACGCGGUCAAGUGCACCAAGGAGGAGCUCGAAUGCCUCCGUGUCAGCGAGGCCGCGGCGCGCGACAGCGUCAAGGAGCUGCAGAGCUUGCUGGUGGCCACGUCGUCCAGCCCCACGGCGGCGUCCGUGGCGGGGAAGUCGUUCGACCUGGAGGACCCUUUGUCGCCGCAGCUGGCGGGGAUGGAUCAGCUGCAUGGUGGGUUAAUGGAGAACGGUAGUAGCGAGAACCGCUUGUCGGACGCCAAGAUGAAGCCGCCGGACGGGCUCGCGCUGACGCGGCGGAUGUCGGAGAACUUCGAGGGGUCCGUGUAUGAUAUCUUCGGGACGAUCGACGAGCAGAAGGGCGAGCUGGGCGUGUUCACCACGAUGCCGAGGUUGCCUGGCCGGCGGCGCGUGGUCAUGCGCAAGGUCGGCAGCUUGCUCCGGUGGAAGAGCUUCAAUAACAAAUAGCCACUGAGGCACUGACGAUGCUGCUGCUGAUACUACAAAGGGAAUUGCGAGCGGUUUUGUAUAGCGUGUAUGUGUGUGUAACAUGUCCACAGUGUUGGUUACG